GCUGUAAAGGGAAAGUGGAGGCGGGGAGCGCGGGGAGCGCGGGGCGGCCGUUCCUCUGCUGUGUCCCGGUCCAGAGCGGGGUCCCCCCGAGCUACCCCCGCACCCCCGUCCUUAUCUUGGGUCCUCUUUUCCCGAAGAACUCUUCCUGUUCGCGGUGUGUGCUCCCUAUCCCAGGACCCAUAGCCCCUAGGCACCUCCUGUUCUUAUCACUGGGGGUCCCAGCACCCCUUAUUCCCUGGGCACUCUCUGUUCUGGGUUCCCUGUUCUUUCGGGGGUGGGUUCCUAGCACCCCUAUCCUGGGCGCUGUGCUCCCGGGCCUCCACCGUUGGGGUGACCCCUUUAGGGUCAGGACCCCGAAGGGGCAGUCAUCCCUUAUGGAGGGUGCAGGACCCCAGAGGGCUGAUGACCCCUUAGGGAUGGUGCAGGACCCCGGAAGGAGUGAUGCUGCCCCACUGUGAGCGGUGCCCCCUCGCCCACCCCACUGCCCCCUCUACCCCACACACUUUGCUGGCUCGCAGUGCUGUGUGGUUUGGCACACAGGGGGCCCCGGAGCACGAGGCUGACGCAUGGCAAGCAGUGCCCUGCCAACGUCCUCGUGUCAGCCCCGCUGCACCAGUGGGGUCACUGCACAGAGCCCUGACCCAUUGGCUCCGGCACUGGGAAUAAUGUGGCCGCCGCUGGGAUUUACUGUCAAGGAAACCGGAGCGAGCUGUCGAGCUGCGAUUUCGACAUUGUUGUUGCAAAUGGAUUCAAGAUGUGCUGGGGUUGCAGGGACUUUUGGGGCUGCUGCACUUUUGGUAGUGAAAGCAGCUGGAGGAAGCGGUGCUGUGUUGGAACCUGGCCGUGUCCCGUGCACUAUGGGGCAGCGGGGUCAGGGUUUGUGAGGCUGUGGGGACGGGACCGGCUCAGCUCCUCUGGCUUCUUUUCAGCUCAUUUCGGUGCAUGGAGGGUUUUUUCCCCCCAUCCCCAGUACUUCUCUCUCUUUUCUUUUCUUUUCUUUUUUUUUUUCCUCUCCUCCUUCGCCGUUAUGUAUUUACAGUCUCUGGAAAGAGAUCCGGGUUGGUUUCGCCGUGUUUUGCUCUGGGCUGUGUGUUUUUGGGAGGCUCUGAGAACAGACCUUGUAUGUGUCCUCCUCCCAGCCAUGCAGCCUCUCCAGGGGAGGGACUGGGGCAAAGCAAUGGCGUUUGGACAAAUCCCAGCGAGAGGCACAAAGUGAAAGUGCAAGAGCUGCUGGUGGGGCUGUGGUGUGCGGCUCGUAAGGAGGAAGGGCCCCAUCCUGCCCCACAGCUGUGGGGUGCAGGGGGAGAGCCCCCUCCCAUCUGCAUCGGGUGGUGGUCGCGAGGCUGAACCUGUGGCUGUUCCCCAGCUUUGGUGAGCUGCAGUGUUGGCUGUGCUCGCAGGUGGCUGCAGUGCUGCAGAACUGGUUUAAGGGCAGAGGCAGCCUUUAAUAGGGCGACUUUUGUUGUGCUCGUGGGCACAUUAGCAGGACACACGCACGCAUCCCUGGAAAGUGGCACAAGAGAGGAAAAGCAGCCUGGGAACAGUGGGGAUCGUCCCCCAGGGCCGUGUCCCUAGCAGGGGGGUGGCAGCAGUGUGCUGUGGGCGCUGGGACCGCAGGGAUGCAGCCAUGGGGUGCAAAGGCUGGGAGGGAGCGGAGGUUCGGCUGCGCGUGGGCUGAAAGGCGGCCAUAAAACAGCGUGGGUUUGCCAUGAGCACAGAGCCAAGGCUGUUUGCCAUGGCUGUGCCCAGGGCAAAGGGCGCGUCGCAUCGUGGGUCAGCUUGAAGCAGGCAUCUGUUUCCAUGGGGUGACAUAGGGGUGCUCUCCUCCUCCACCUCCCCAGGCUGCAGAGCACCAAAGCUCAGUGCCCCUCCUCUAGGGGUCACAUCCAGCUGUCAGCUCCCACCGCCCUGGCCCCAUAGCAAUGAGAUACAGAGGGACCCGGCCCUAUAGGAACUGGUUGCAGAGGGACUGAGCCGUGCCAUUGGGAUGCCCACGGAGCUGCCCACCCCCCACCACCCCUGAGCCCCCCCAGCUGGAUGCUGCAGCACUGAAAAGUGCCGUUCAUCGCCCUGCGCUGGGCUGCGGGGCCGUGCCAAGAGCGGCGGCUGCUGCCUGGCUCAGAAUAGCUCUUUUCAUGGAGGACAUCCUGGGAAGGAACAAUGUUCCGCUCGCGGCAUUGUGGGAACGCUGUGUUUGUGUGAGUCGGGAAGCGGGGAGCUGCGGGGCGUUCCCCGGCCCCUCCGGAAAAUCGCCUGUAGGGUGAGUUGGGAACAGCAUCCUAAAAGAGAAGCUAAAAGUGCACGGCUUUUGCUCUGCUCCGGGUACGGCCGUUUCUGCGCACAAAUCCGAUUUCCACUGCUGACUUGUGGUGAGGGGCCAGGGCCGGUUUCAUUUUCAGAUCGCUGCUGUUGCUCCUGAAACCCCAGGGGCCAGCGCAGCACUGGCUGGGUUGGGCAAUAGGGUUGGUGGGAGCACUUUAAUGAGAUCUCCCGGGAGUGCUGGAGGCGGUGCAGCUGCAGGGCCGGAUCCUGGCGCAGGCUGGGGCUUGUUGCUGCUGCCCGCAUCAAAGCGUGACCGAUUGGUCCCAUCCCAUCCAUCUCAUCCCAUCCAGUCCUGUUGCAUCCUGUCGUGUUCCAUCCUGUCCCAUCCCCCUGUUCUCCAAGGGAUGGCUGCUCCCGGCCCUGCACCCCAAAGCAACCCCAAAACAGCCCCAAAGCAGCAUGGGCUCUGCACUUUUCCAUUGCCUCCAGGCAGGAGCCCUAAAUCCCAAUGAGCAAGGCCGUGCCCAGGGGUGGGCAAGAUUCCCCGCUGGGUGCAAAUGGACACAAUGCGCCGUCACAGUGAUUGCUUUGGCUUGGUGGUGACCUGCAGAAUGCAGCUGUAAGAACGCUGCGAUGCCAAAAUCCCUUUGAGUUGGAUCCAAGUGGAGCAUCCAUCCUCCUUCAUCCCGGUGAGCUGGGGGUGAAAGCAACGGGGCUGCAUUCCCAUCCUCAUCCUGGCUGGAAAACGCACAUUGUGAUCUCAGGCUCCUUCCCACCCCAUGCUGCAGACGAAGCCCAGCGUCCCCAGAUCCAACAUCUUCCAAAGCUCCAAAUCCAUCCACGUGCACUGCGGCACUGUCCCCGCAGGCUCCGCGUGUGCCGGCGAUCCCUGGGUGCCGGCGGAAGCGCAAGCGCAGCCGUAGGGUGCUGAGUCAUGGGCAGGCUGGCGGCGCUGAUAGACGGCAUCGCGCGGGGCCCGCUGUGGGGCUCGGCCGGGCCGUGGGGCCGAUAACAUCUCCCAUCGCCCAGAAACUGCACGGCACGUACUCGGAAGGCCGGCGGGUGGGCAGAGAUAGAGGCUGGCGUUCCCAGCGUUAUCGCCGCCCUGUCUGCAAAGCGGAUCUGCCGCUCUGCUGCUCUCCAAAUCUCCUUGCUCGCUUCCUUUGUGCUUUUUUUUUUUUUCUUUACAUAUUUAUUAUUGUGAUGAUUAUUCCCCGCCCCAAAGCCGUGCAAUCACUUUUCCUCCCCUUCUAGCAGCCGUGGGGAGGCGGCGGUGCGCGGCGCGGCAGGAUACGGGCGGGUUGGAGGAUGUUUCCUGCCUGAGCAGAAUGCGCGGCCCCGAUAAAUGCCGCGUGCGAGCACAAGCGCGGCCGCCUCGCUGGAGCCACGGCAAUGAAUGGGCACGCUCUGCCGGCCGGCACGCCAGCGCAUCCCCGGGGCUGGCAUGAGUUUUGCGAGCUGCACGCCAUCAGCACCGCCAAGGAGCUGGCGCGACACUACCUGCGCUUCGCCACCGAGCACCCGCACCAUGACCUGCUGGCCGCCGAGAACUUCUCGCUGCGCUUCGCCGACCUCUUCCAGCAGUAUUUCUGCAAUGAGGUGAAGGAGGGCUUUGCCAUGAGCCAGCUCCGCAUCCUGCCUGCUGGCCCCGCGCGGGAUUACCGAGACACUCAAUGCCGGCACGCGAACCCUUCCCUGGGCACAGCGGCUUCCAAAGGCGAAGCGGAGCCGCCCGCUCGCCCUGAGCCCCCAGCCGAGCCACCCACGGGGCUGCGCAAAUCGUGGAGCUCGGAGGAGCUGACGGGGCUGGCACGGAGACCCUUCUCGCUCAGCCAGCUCCGCCGCAGCUGGCGCAGCCUCUUCCGCCGCCGCUCCUCGGAUGCUCUCCCCACGGAGGCCGACGGCGAAGCAGCGGAGGCUGCGCUCAAAUCGGGACUGAGCAAACGCAUCCUGCCCUGGGGGCUGUCCCGGGAGCAGCCCCCCGAGGUGCGCAAGGAGGGGACGCUGCGGUAUGGGCUGCUGGAUGAGACGUCACUGGACAGCGGGACGCGCUGGCAGCGCUGCCGCCUGGUGCUGCGCAGGGCAGGGACGCCCAGUGGUGAGGAGUAUGUGCUGGAGCUCUUCGAUCCACCCAAGGGCUCCAAGCCAAAGCUGCGUGCUGCCUGCUCGGCCAUCCAGGAGCUGCGGAGGUGCACGCGCCUCGAGAUGCCCGACAACCUGCACACCUUUGUCCUCAAGGUCACCAAUGCCACUGAUGUGCUGUUUGAGGCGGGGGAUGAGCAGCAACUCAGUUCCUGGAUGGCUGAGAUCCGGCAGUGCAUGUGGAGGGGGUCGGAUACGGGUGACCCUGAGCUCCUGGCAGGCCGGCACCCUGAUCCCACAGCCACCAGCCCUGCCACCAGCUCCGACUCCCCAAACCAAGGGGCAAUGCCAGGGGGGCCGGCGGAGGCAGCGGGGCCGAAGAUGGAGCAAUUCCUGUCCUCCUGCCCCUGGUUCCAUGGGCCCAUCUCCCGCGUGAAGGCAGCGCAGCUGGUGCAGCUGGGGGGGCUGGAGGGCCACGGCGUCUUCCUGGUGCGGCAGAGCGAGACGCGCCGCGGCGAGUAUGUGCUCACCUUCAACUUCCAGGGCAGAGCAAAGCACCUGCGGCUGUCUCUGACGGAGCGGGGCCAGUGCCGUGUCCAGCACCUGCGUUUCUCUUCCAUCACGGAGAUGCUGCACCACUUCCACCGCUAUCCCAUCCCGCUGGAGUGUGGGACCACCUGCGAUGUCCGGCUCUCCAGCUACGUUGUCGUCCUGCCCCAGCCACCGGCUCCCGGCACCAGCCCUGUGCUCCCCGUCCCGCUGCCCUUCUGGAGCCCGGAAUUCAGCCUGACCCCCUCCGAGUCCCCUCCAGAGCCCAUCUUCCACCUGGUGCCACCGGCGGCUGAGCUGGCACAGGGCUCACACCCCAGCGGGGCACCCCAUGGCGCCCGGCCCCGCGAUUCGGACUACGAAGUGGAAGCCCCAGGCCGGGGCCGCGUGCGCGCCGUGGACAACCAAUACACACCACUGUGAUGGGCACAGGGAUGCACUUUUGGUGGAGAAGUCCCGGAGACCCCUCCGGGUGGCACAGAGGAAAAAAGAAUGUAUUUUCUUCCUUCUGGUUAGGGAUUGUUAUUUUUUAUUUUUGUAAGGAAGGGGGUCAUUGUUCACUCCAGUACGGGUGUGCUCCCUUUCCUGGGCCUGUUAAAGGGCCUCUUUUAAAAAAAAAUUUUAUAUUUUUUUGGUAUUAUCAAAGCUUUCUCGUUACUGUUUACACAACCAUCAUGGGGGCACCUCACCGCCGUGUGCCCUCCUGCCCCUUCCUGGAGGAGCUGAGGGUGCGUGGCGCAUCCGCACCACUGGAGGAAAUGAAUGAAAAAGAAAAAAAAUGGAUUCACAAUUCUUGGCCAAGCGCUGCCCGCGAGCCGGGAUGGGGCCGUGCCAUGCUACUGCUCACCGGAGGAUUUGUUCCAUCUCUACAGACAAGGCAAAAACUGGAUUUUCUCACACCUCUUUUUCCCAACUUGCCUGUUGCAGCCAAUCCUGCAGCAGCGCUGCCCGCACAGCGAUGCUAACCGAGACGUGAACACUAACAGCUCCAUCCCUAACAGUGCCACUGCCGAGAGCUAGCUACUGACAGCAAAGCAUCCCCCACCAAUGGGGGCAUUUCCAGCACAAAACUCAGUUUCCCCAUGGUUUUGUACGUUGGCCAUGCAGCUGUGCACCGUGCUCAGCUCUCUUUUUUUCCUCCCCCCACAAAAUGUGUAAGGGGAUGCUGGUGUUCCACGCUAUGCAGUAAUGGGCAGAAGGAGCACAGAGCCCCUCCGAGCCCACACAGCCAACGUGCCUUAGGAGGGAGGAGAAGGGUUCAGUGUUUGCAGCUGUAAUACCGAUACAGCAGCACUUUAACCUCCCUGCCUUCACGUGUGUGAAGCCCCCCAAGCAUGGGGCCCCAUUUACCUGCUGGUGCCUGGAGAGAGCAUCUGCCACUGUCAGAAGAAAGGAGGGAGCUGGGGCUGUUGCCAUGUUCAGGGCACACUGGCAAUGCUCAGCUCCCACUGACAGGAUCAUAGAAUGGGUUGAGUUGGAAGGGACCUCCAAAUGCCAUCUGGUCCCACUCCCCUGCAAUGCACAGGGACACCAACAGCUCGAUCCCGAGGGUUCCUAAUGCAACAUAACUCUCAAACUUUACACAUUACAGAGAAUCUCUGUACCACCCCCAUUAAAAUUAGAGCUGUCAAAGCAUUAAUUUAGAAUUUCAUUUGAAAGCCAACAAUACAAAGCCUCAAAGCUUUUGCAAGGGGCUGAGAAUGCACUAUGUGCACCAUUGACUCUGAACAACCAUGGCCAACUGCACAGCUCUGCUGUAAUAAGUGACCACCACGCAUAAGCAGAGAGCACCAAGUAGCUACAUCCCCUUGAGAACCCAUAUGGAGUUUUGUGCCUCCCAUCUCCUGCUCUGCUCUCAUCCUCCGUUUUACGCAUUGGGAGCACGCAAAGCCCUUUUUGCCCAACUCCUGUUUCAGACACCCCCAGUGCCUGCCCCAUAGCAGCCAGACCUCAGUCUGGAGCAUUUCAGAGAAAAUGAUGCUGCGCAUUGUCACCUCCUGGGCUGCCAAACACAGGAAGGCUGCAGGGGAACAAAGCAGCCCCUGUGCUCUCUUCCUUCCCAGAGCUGCAGUAAGGCUGCAGGCAGCAGCAUGGUCCCCAUGCACCGAAAAGCAGCACAUCAGGGACAAGGCUGCCUGAAUCUGAGGUUCUUAAGGGCAAUGCCUCCUUGGUACAUGGUCCCAGAUUGUUGUGCUUGGGGAGAAGCUGCUCAGCAAAGCUCUGCAAGCCCAUGGAACACCUGCACAUGCUGCAGCCCCAGGCAGCCACAUCUGAAUGAGUUUUUCCCCAAAGGACAAGAGGGUCUCACUCCAACUUCCCAACAACAGAGCAUUGGCAGCAGAGGGAUGGGAAAAGGGACUGCAGCCACACACACAGAGUGUUCCUUACCCAGCCUUCUAUUGCAAGGGAUUUGGUGUAGUUCAAAGGGGAACCAUUGGGCAUGGUUAGAAAAACACACAUUGACUUCAUCAGGCCAUGCCUCCCUGCAAAGUUAACGCAGUGCUGAAGGUACUCAGUUACAGAGGUAGGAAAGGCGCUCUCAGGACACUGCUUUUGGCAAUAAGGAUGCUAAGGGAAGGGGCAGUGCCUUUGCUCUCCAGCUAGGACUGCAGAGACCUGGUUCUGACGAUGCCUAUGACACAAAGCAAUAAUUAACAUUUUCAGUUAUCUCAUCCCUCCCUGCCACACUGCACCCUGGGCAGGUUCCCAACACUGACACCACCACCAACUGGUUGCUGCAGCACAACUAUCCCAUGGCAAAGCCGUGGGGAAGAGCUCUAAGUCCAGGCAAAGCCAAAGCAGAGGGAAUCUCCACGAGCUGGAGCAGCACCAGCGCGCUGGGAAGGGGCCAGGCAGGAGCUUUUUGUUCCUUCACCUCCGGACCACACAACACUGCUGUCACACGACCAAGCAUAUAAAGCCUCCAAGUGUCUGAGCACAGUAUUCCAAACUUCAAGGUGAGCUGGCUUGCUCCCACCAGGGCACAGCCUGCACCAGCAGCGGGGCAGCCACUGUAUGCCUUCCCACCCAGCCUCUAGGGUGACUAAAGCCAACAGGUUCUGUUGGAUGAGUUCAGUGAUUUGGAAGUUCUACUUUUCACCUGCACAGAAGAGCUCUUCUUGUAUAGUAGGUUUUCUAUAUAUUGUUUCUGUAUGUACUGUACAAGUAACUUAUUCUUGAAUAAUGCAAUUUUACCAUAAUAUAAAAAGAAAAACCUGCUCUUAAUAAACUGUUUUUAGAACUCA
This is a messenger RNA of Numida meleagris (helmeted guineafowl), 8138 nucleotides long. It is a transcript of the gene SH2B3, whose product is annotated as SH2B adaptor protein 3. Bases 3655 to 5316 code for a protein of 553 amino acids. NCBI's taxonomy places the organism in Eukaryota, Metazoa, Chordata, Aves, Galliformes, Numididae. Gene Ontology annotation, biological process: intracellular signal transduction. The transcript has 8 exons. Gene Ontology annotation, cellular component: plasma membrane. Gene Ontology annotation, molecular function: transmembrane receptor protein tyrosine kinase adaptor activity. The record is from RefSeq and is a predicted model, not a curated record.